Trachymyrmex cornetzi is the source of this 1939-nucleotide messenger RNA. RefSeq names its product sphingomyelin phosphodiesterase 1. Gene Ontology annotation, cellular component: lysosome. Gene Ontology annotation, molecular function: acid sphingomyelin phosphodiesterase activity. The record is from RefSeq and is a predicted model, not a curated record. Bases 89 to 1894 code for a protein of 601 amino acids. The transcript has 8 exons. Gene Ontology annotation, biological process: ceramide biosynthetic process; sphingomyelin catabolic process. NCBI's taxonomy places the organism in Eukaryota, Metazoa, Arthropoda, Insecta, Hymenoptera, Formicidae.
UUAAAGAUAUAAUAAUACUGACACUAUAUAACUGUUCAAUAACUCUGGUGAUACAGUGGUGCUACAGUGAUCGAGUGAUCAUAUCAACAUGCAGUUCUGCAGACUAUUGCUUUUUACACUUUUCUUAAAAGUUGCAAACAGCGACGUGACAAGCAAGACAAAUGACAUAAUAUCACGCCUUACACAUGAAAUUAAUAAUUGGAUAACAGUAAAUGAAAAAUCUGAAGAAUUUCAACAGUUAAUCCAUAAUCUAUCUCUUCCAACCAAUUUGUUGCGUAAAGAUUGGCGUAGUUUCGACGGUGAAAGUAGCGAAAAUAUUUGCAUAAUAUGUAAGUCUGUCCUAAAUACUUUUAUAGAAUAUCGUAGACAGGGCAUGUCAACAGAAGAUAUAAAGAGUAAAGUGAUUAAAAUUUGUACUCUACUGAAAUUGCAAUCUCCACAAGUCUGCGAUGGUGUGGUAACUAUCAAUUUGCCGAUAAUUUUACAUAUCAUAGAUUCAAAGCCUAAUCUAACGGCAGAUACAAUUUGCGGAGUUUUACUAGAAUCACCGUUUUGUCCACUUGAUAAUAACGAGUUUAAUUGGACAGUCAAUAUUGAUGAUGGUCUCCCAAAAUGGAUUAAACCGGAAGAGAGCAAUGAAACCAUAAAUAUAUUGCAAAUAACAGAUAUUCAUUACGAUCCUAAUUAUGAACCUUAUGGUAAUGCAUAUUGCAAUGAACCAACUUGUUGCCGAAAAGGACAAAACGAUACAAAUACAAGCGACAAGGUGGCAGGUUAUUGGGGAGAUUAUAAUUAUUGUGACAGUCCGUGGCACACUGUUGUUGAUGUCCUAGAUCACGUUACAGCUGAACAUCAAAAUAUUUCCUAUGUUUACUUCACUGGUGACAUAAUAGACCACGGUGUUUGGGAGACUAGCAUCGAGGGAAAUAUAGAAAGUCUGAACAAAAGCUAUCUUCAAAUUUAUGAAACGUUCAAAAAUAUUCCUGUAUAUUCUAUUCUGGGUAAUCACGAGCCGCAUCCUGUAAAUCAAUUUGCACCUAGGACUAUUACUAAUAACGAGAUAAGCACACAAUGGUUGUAUAAACUGAUGGCUGAUUUAUGGAUUGGUUUCGGAUGGUUACCGAAAUCUACACGUUCUACCAUUCUACAAGGCGGAUUUUAUACGGUUUCGCCUAAGAAAGGAUUUAGAAUUAUAGCUUUGAACAAUAACGUGUGUUAUAGCUACAACUGGUGGAUACUGUAUCAACCGCAAGAUCCUGAUGGUCAGUUGCAAUGGUUGGCGGAUACGCUUUCGCAAGCUGAAGUGGAUGAAGAGUAUGUGCACAUAUUAGCGCACCUUCCUCCUAGUAAUACAGAUUGUCAAACUACGUGGAAAAGAGAAUACGUCAAAAUUGUCAACAGAUUUUCCCACAUCAUUAAAGCACAAUUCAACGGCCAUACGCACAAAGAUGAAUUACAGCUAAUUUACGGCAGUGAUGAUAACAGCAAGAUUAGUAACGUCGCUUGGAAUGGUGGUAGCAUAACUACUUACCAGAAUGUAAAUCCCAAUUAUAAGCUUUACACUAUUGACAGUAAAAAUUACGAAGUCAAAGAUUUCGAGAAUUGGAUAUACAAUUUGACUUUAGCGAACAUUAAUUCUGACCAACGGCCGUUAUGGUAUAAGUCAUAUUCGUUUAAAGAGGAAUAUGGACUUUCCGACUUGACAUACAAUUCGUUACAAACUUGGUUGUUUAAACUAGUGAACGACGAGAACCUGCUAAAUCGUUACUACAGGAACUAUUUUAAACAAGCUGAACCAUCACUGAUGGAGGAAUGCGAUACAAAAUGCAUGAGAGCUUUUAUAUGCCAAGUAAUUGUGAGCCUGGGAGAUCACGAAAUUAAAUGUGAUAAUUAGUAGUCUUGAAUUAAUUUACAUUUGACCAAAUUUAACCUAAUGCAU